Molecule: messenger RNA, 2689 nt
Organism: Populus nigra (black poplar)
Lineage: Eukaryota; Viridiplantae; Streptophyta; Magnoliopsida; Malpighiales; Salicaceae
Product: probable E3 ubiquitin-protein ligase XBOS32
Exons: 11
Coding region: 963-2492 (509 amino acids)
Molecular function (GO): protein binding
Source: RefSeq, a predicted model, not a curated record
AAAGAAAGAAAGAAAAAAAAAAAAACGAAGUUGACUGGCCAAGAAUCCAUCCAAUGAUGGGAGACACGCCUUUCAUUCAUGUUUUCUCUUUCUUUCUUUUAUUUUUAUUUUUUUUGGCUAAAAGUUGUAGUUAAAGGUCGCUGUCUUUCCCCAUUUCAAUUUCUUAUCUCUUGCGAUUCUCAAUUUUGCCUAUUUUAAGCUCCUUUUUGCCUAAAUAUUUGGCCAUUUCUUCUCUACUUUUGAUCAAGCUUUCUUUCCUCCUGUAUUUCUUUAUCUCCUCAUUAGGAGAGAUGCCUGAUCCGGGUUUCUUACGUUGAGAUUCUUUGAGUGAAAUUUGGAAGAAGAAGUUAAUAUUGGGGAGUUCUGUUUUAUUUUUUUUCCCUUGUUUUGGACGUUCUGUUGUGAAGUUUGAUUCUUUGAGGCAUAAUAGGAGAUGUGUUUUUGAAAUUCUCAAUCUUUAAGAAGUUUAUGGAAUCGGGGCAUUGGAAAUUUGUGUAUUUGAGGGAGAAUAUAUGAGAUUUUGAAAUUUGAAGGAGAAUUGGAUAGCUUGAAAGUUGUUGUGUUCUUUUUGGUGAAGAAGUAAAUACGAUGGUGUUGACAAUUGAUUAGUGAAUUCGUCAUUGAAUUAUUGGAUUGGUUUCUCGAAAUUCACGAGAUCUUUAACUAAGCUAUAAAGAGUCACAUUCAGCUUCUCUUAUUGUUUUUUUUUCUCAAGUCAGUAGUCGAAGAGACCCUGCUUUAAUUCUUUCAUUUGGAAUUUGGAUGCCAACUGCAGUCUUUUUCUAACCUUUUCCUUGUCUCUCUCAAAAUUCACCAUAGGUAUUAUGAAAAGGUCAAUGAGAUUAUGACUGUUGCAACCAAUUAUUUGGUUUAUUUUUCGAAUUUUGGAUUGUUAUUAGUUGGAUAGAUCAAGGGAGUUGCUUUGGAGCUAGAAAAAACAAUCUUGCUUCUUCCCAGAAAUCAUGAAAUUUCUGAGCAUCAUAGGCAAUUCACUUGGUUGUUCUGCCUCUGGAGAACGUUUGGUUUCGGCUGCAAGAGAUGGGGAUAUUCAAGAAGCUAAGGCUUUAUUGGAAUACAAUCCAAGGCUUGCAAGGUACUCAACAUUUGGUGUUCGAAAUUCUCCACUCCAUUACUCUGCAGCUCAGGGUCACCAUGAGAUAGUUUCUCUCUUGCUUGAGUCUGGAAUUGAUAUCAAUCUGAGGAAUUAUCGUGGUCAGACUGCUUUGAUGCAAGCUUGUCAACAUGGUCACUGGGAGGUUGUGCUGACUUUGAUGCUUUUUAAAGCCAAUAUUCACAGAGCAGAUUAUCUUAAUGGGGGUACUGCACUUCACUUGGCUGCUUUGAAUGGUCAUUCUCGAUGCAUACGCCUCCUCCUUGCAGACUAUAUACCUAGCAUAGCUGAUUGUUGGGAGAUUUUAAGUAAGGGAUCUAAGGACAAUGAAUCCAUCUCUGAGUUUGAUGGAAGUGCUCUUCGCGAGGUAAUCAAUAGACCUGCUGAUGGAGGCAUAACUGCUUUGCAUAUGGCAGCCCUAAAUGGGCAUGUUGAAAGCGUGCAGUUACUCUUGGACUUGGGAGCUUCCGUUUAUGAGGUCACCGUGGAAGAUGGAACUACUAUCGAUCUAAUAGGUGCUGGAAGCACGGCUCUUCACUAUGCUGCAUGUGGUGGAAAUUCACAAUGUUGUCAAAUUUUGAUUGCCAGGGGUGCUAAUUUGACGGCUGAGAAUGCAAAUGGGUGGACUCCAUCGAUGGUUGCUUGUUCGUGGCACAGAAAUGAACUUGAGGAGAUUCUUUGCUCACAGCCAGGGAACCGGUCUCAAAUCUGUCCUUCUUCAUAUCUAUCUAUUCCCUUUAUGAGCAUUGUCAAAAUUGCCAGAGAAUGUGGAUGGAGGAACAAUGAUUCCCUCCCUACAUGUGAGGAUGCAUGUGUGGUUUGUUUGGAAAGGAAGUGCACAGUUGCUGCAGAAGGCUGUAGACAUGAAUUUUGCACACGAUGUGCAUUGUAUCUUUGUUCUGCAAUCUGUACCUCAACUGUUGCUCAAGGCCCAACAGGGUCAGUUGCCUGUCCUCUCUGCCGGCAUGGCAUAGUUUCAUUUGUCAAGCUUCCUGGAACAAAGCCAUUGGUUAAAGCUAUUGCCAGAACAAGUUUAUCUCUAUCAUUUUGCACAUGUUCGGGUGAAGAACAAGAUUUCACUUCAAUGAAAACCCUACUCUGCAAGCCUGAUUUCCAAUGCACCAGAAUUUCCCCGCUUUCAUCUUCGUUCCGCUCUUUAAGUUGCCGGAAGUUUCCGUCAAUGAAUUUCAAUGCCAGCCGAUGCAUGGGAACUUCAGAUACAAGUCCAUCUUUGGUUCCUUGUACUAUUGAUCGGAACCUGCGUGAAUGCCUAGUCAGGUGUUCGAGAUCAAGAAUUAGACAAUCGACUUCUAACACAGAGCGCAGGAGGUCUUGGUUAUCAGCACUCAACCAGUAUGUAACUACAGGAACUGGGUGCUAACGUUUUGAGAGCUCUGUUCGCCUCUUUCAACCGUGAUGAAUUUUUUGUGCCUUCUUGUCCACAAUUAAAGAUCACAAGUUCUGGUUGGCAGUGAUUAUUGGGUUUGUAUAUAUGAAAUAGCAUCGGCAAUACGUACAAAUGAAUCAAAUUAAUAUCAUUGCUCUUGUCCGUCUUUCAUCAACGGACGGUUAUAUUUU